UCUCGCGCUUCGGUGACGAGGGACCCGGAGCGGUGGAACAAAGAGGCGGUCUCCUGCGCCCCCGACUUCACUCAAGCACGGAGAGAGGCAGUGAGUGCCCGCGCGUUAGCGAGCGGGCGGCGUUCAGUCCCCGGCUCAUAGCGAGUGAUGGAAAAGUUCAAGAGACAUUUCAAGGGCCCGAGCAGAUGGGGUCCGCCCAGUGUCGGGGGCGGCGGCACGGAGAAUCGCCCCGCGCUCCUCGUGAGCAGCAGAGCGCGGCGCCGCUCCAGCGCGGGUCUCCCCUCUGCGUCUCUCUCCGCGCGGCGCAAAUCUCUCGCGGGGGUCGCGCCCCCCUCCUCCUCCUCUCCUUCUUCCUCCUCCACGCAGCGCCGCCCGGGCCCGACCCUCGUGGCGGCGGCUGGGGCGGCGACGCCCGCGCAGAGUCCCCUGGUCCGCCGGCGUGGGGUCGUGGUACUCCCCGCGCACCCCCUCUCGGAGCCGCCAAGAGCGCGGCGCCGCGUGUCCGCGCAGCAGCAGCAGACCCCGGGUCCGCGGAACGCGGCGAGGCAACCGAGCGCGGCAGAGCCGGCGCCGUGCAGGAGGAGCAGCGUCUCGAAGGCGAAGCGCGGAGCCGCAAACCCACGCGGAGCCGUGAGCCGCGCGCUUUGGGUGCUGGCUCAGCACGGAGCCCUGCUCCCUAACCGGGGCCAGGGGAGCCGCGCCUGGAGAUCGCACGGCCCGGACCGCGUCGACGUUGCCUGGGGAAGCUCCGCGCCGCGGGUCGACUGGAUGCAGCUGCUCUUGCCGCCGGGCCUCGGCUUCCCCGAGCGCGUUCGGAGAGGACUGGAGCAGGAGUCCGGGGCGGGAUUCCUGCCACUCCCGGCAGGCAGCGAGGACAGGGCCGACCUCGUUAUCGUCGUCGAGGAAACUGCGAGCGGAGGGGGCGACAACCACGCCGCUUCGAUUAAGCCGAGCGGGGGAACGAUGUCCGUGGGGGGUCCUCGUGGAGAGGAGUCUCGCGUCGAGGCCCCUGCGCCCCCUCGCGAAGCUCCCCGCGGCGGGGCGCGCAGACACGGCCGCUACUUGAGGCCACCCCCGUGUCUCCGCCGGCACUCGUCCCUACAGGGGCCUGAGAGCCCGUGCGGGGCCCAUACCGGGGCGCGCCGUGCCCCCAUGGGGAACAUUGCGGGGGUUUGCAACGCGAAGCGCGUGACCAGUGCGGGGGGCUCCGGCAGGGCCACCUGGAGGGGCCACGCAGCGGAAACUCUGCGGGGGAAGGCCAUCUCCCGCUCAGGGCUGCAGCAUCUCCUGGCUCAGGACGAGGCGCUCGGCGCCUUCAUCAACGGCGGAGAGAGGAUCCCGGCGCGCGGGACCGUGGACUGGAGCGAGGCAGCGGUGCCCGGGGACCACGUGUGGUUCGACUCGGGGGACUCGGGGGACGGCUGCUGCUACCUGGGCGAGGACGGCUGCGUCGUGCGUACGGUGAAGUCGAUGUCGCGGAAGAAGUGCGCGUCGUGUCGCAUCGUGGUGCACGUGGCGUGCAUCCCUCAACUCGAGCAGAUUAAUUUUCGCUGCAAGCCAACAUUUCGCGAAGCAGGAACCAGAAGCGCGAGGGAGGCCUCGGCUGUGCGGCACCACUGGGUUCACCGUCACAGGCAGGAGGGCCGUUGUCGCCAGUGUGGCAAGGGUUUCCAGCAGAAGUUUACCUUCCACAGCAAGGAGAUCGUGGCGAUCAGCUGCUCGUGGUGCAAGCAGGCCUACCACAACAAGGUGUCGUGCUUCAUGCUGCAGCAAAUCGAGGAGCCGUGCUCGCUCGGGGUCCACGCCGCAGUCAUCGUGCCUCCCACGUGGAUCAUUCGGGUCAAGCGACCGCAGGCCUCUCUCAAGUCGAGUAGGAGGAAGAAGCGGUCUUCCCUCAAGCGUAAAUCCAGCAAGAAGGGCUCAGAGGAAUGCAAAUGGCGGCCGUUUGCCGUCAAAGCGGUGGCGUCGCCGCUCGUGAAGCCGCUCGUCGUCUUCAUCAACCCCAAGAGCGGGGGGAACCAGGGUAACAAGAUCAUGCAGAGCCUCAUGUGGCUCCUCAACCCGCGCCAGGUGUUUGAUCUGGGGGCGGGCGGCCCGCAGGAGGCGUUGGAGCUCUACAGGAAGGUGCCCAACCUCCGCGUGCUGGCGUGCGGUGGGGACGGCACGGUGGGAUGGAUCCUGUCUGUGUUGGACCAGCUGCAGAUCGUGCCACCUCCUCCUGUCGCCAUCCUCCCCCUGGGCACGGGGAAUGACCUGGCGCGCACUCUGAACUGGGGAGGGGUGCGUCUAAGUGUCCGCACGUCCGAGUGUCCACGAGUCUGCGAGUCCGCGAGUCCGAGUGUCCGUUCCUUUGAUAAAUGUUCUGAACGCCGUGCAUGCCCCGCGCGCCAGGGUUACACGGACGAGCCGAUCUCCAAGGUUCUGUCCCACGUGGAGGAGGGGGCCACGGUGCAGCUCGACCGCUGGAACCUGGACGUGAGGCCCAACCCGGACGUGGGGCGAGACGAGCAGGAGCAGGGCACCUCCAAGCUGCCCCUGGACGUCUUCAACAACUACUUCAGCCUCGGCUUCGACGCGCGGGUUACCCUGGAGUUCCACGAGUCCCGAGAGGCCAACCCAGAGAAGUUCAACAGCCGCUUCCGAAACAAGAUGUUCUACGCCGGGGCCGCCUUCUCUGACUUUUUGCAGAGGAGUUCCCGAGAUCUUGCAAAGCACGUGCGUGUAAUGUGCGACGGCGUGGACCUCACGCCCAAGAUCCAGGAGCUGAAGCUGCAGUGCAUCGUGUUCCUCAACAUCCCCCGGUACUGUGCAGGCACCGUGCCCUGGGGUAACCCGGCCGAUCACCACGACUUUGAGCCGCAGCGCCACGACGACGGCUACAUCGAGGUCAUCGGCUUCACCAUGGCGUCCCUGGCCGCGCUGCAGGUGGGAGGCCACGGCGAGCGCCUUCACCAGUGCCGCGAAGCGGUACUGGCCACGCUGCGCACGACGCCCGUGCAGGUGGACGGGGAGCCGUGCCGCCUCGCGCCCUCCAUCAUCCGCAUCUCCCUGCGCAACCAGGCGCUCAUGGUGCAGAAGUCCAAGCGGAGGGCGUCCGUGCCUCUGCUCACCGACGUGCAAAAGCUGCCCGUGUGUGUGCCCCGGCGCGUCUCGGCGCCCCCCGCUAGUUCGCCCGUUUGCGUGGCGACCCCCCCGGAGAGGCUGCGGAUUCGCAUCAGUCGCAUCCGUCUCCAUGACUACGAGGAGCUGCGCUACCACAAGGACCGCCUGCGCGAGGCCUCGGUGCCUGUGGGAGUCAUCGUGGUGCCAGGAGACUGUGAUCUGGACACCUGCCGAGAGCACAUCGAGCGUCUGCAGGAGGACCUCCCGGCUGCGGAUGCGGGGCUGCCAAGGCUCCUCGAGCACGAGGGGGAAGGCAGGACGAGGAUUCUCUCCUCGCAGAAACUUUCCCCCAAGUGGUGCUUCCUGGACUCCACAUCAGCAGAUCGAUUCUUCCGCAUCGACCGCAUGCAGGAGCAGCUGCACUUCCUGUCGGACGUGUCGGCCGAGGAGCUCUUCGUGCUGGACCCGGAGACCCCGCGCCCGGCGUCCUUGUCCAGCGGGGCCGCGCCGGGCAUGCCCGACCUCGUGGAGCCCUCUCCCGGGGUGCCGAGCCCCAUGUCGGACAGCGAGCUCCUGCGGAGGCCGGCGCCCUCGUGCCGCCCUGCGCUGCUCUUCCCCGCGACCCCGAGCGGAUUGCACUUCCCCCUGCGGCGCCGGGCAGUUGGGUUCCACGUGCCCGGCGCACGCCGCAGGCUGUCCAGCGACGGCUGCUGCGUGACGGAGCGACUGUCCCGGCAGCACAGUGCGCCCCCCGCGCCCAUGAAGGCGCUCACCAGGUUGGCCACGUCGACUGCCACGAAAGCUCUGCUGGACGCUGCACGGCAGGGGUCGCUCGAGAAGCUGAUCGAUGCCCACUCGCGGGGGGCCGACCUCCUGGCCCGUGACUCUGAGGGGCGCAGCGUGCUCCACCACGCGGCUGCUGGGGGCCACCGCGACCUCGUCAAGCACAUCCUUGAGACCGGGCCCCUAGAGCUAUUGGAUGAAACGGAGGCUGACACAGGGAACACUGCUCUGCACAGUGCUGCUGCUGGGGGGCACCGCACCGUCUGUUACUUCCUGGUGGAGGCCGGGGCCUCGCUGCUCAAAAUCAACUCCAAGGGGGAUCUGGCAGGAGAUGUGGCGCGUGAAGCCGGGGAACUGGAGCUCGCCGCCUUCCUUGAGAAUCGGCAGCACCAGCAGAUGAUCACGCGCGACGACCAGGAGACGGCCGUGUGAAGACCACCGUCCACCAUCACCACUGCCACAAUUACCGACACUAACCACCGCCACCACUAUCACCGCCACAUUAACUAUCACCUUGACCACCAAACUUUUCGUCACCACCACCUCGCGGCCCCAGCAGCCGACACUAGCGCAACCAUCACCAUCGUGAGCGCACCAGCAAUGAUAGCACCAGCUCCACAAACUCCACAAGCAAUAACCCAGCUCCAACAGUGACACCACCGGUUUCAUCAGUGCCACCCGCUCGGCACGGUGGCCCCGCGCUGCUGCUCGCUGGACUUGCCCGGUGUUGGGUGCCGCACCGAGCCCCGCGGGCGAGUUCUUCCGUGGAGCUGAGAUGACUUCUUCUCCAGUCGCCGCGACAGUGAAACUCCCGCCCGCCCGCUCAUCUCACGUUGAUUUCUCAGCCCCGCUCCUCCCCACCGCUUCUUCUCCCUGACUCCCCCCGUCCCUCCCCUCUCCCGGCCAUGUCGCCGUGUCGCCGUGUCUUGUACAUUCGUGAACCCCGAUCUCGAUCCCUCCUGGGUCUGACCAUGAAACGGAGAUGAUCUUUACUGAGUGCGUCCAGGUAACCAUCCUGGUGGUGCUCUCGUUGCCUCACCCUGCUCCCCCGUCCCUCCCACCACCCCCGACUCUUACCGCCAACAGCGCUCACCUCCCCCGUGCUUCCUGGCGCACCGCGCCACGUGCCGUGACUGCAUGACUCCGUGACCUUGCGUGACCCCCCCCCCCCCAGUGCCGAGUGUGUGUACAUACCGAGGGAAUGAUGGUCGUGCUCGUUUUGCAUAUUGUGCGUGUGAAACAUCCUCUUGAGAUUUUAAACUCGACAUUUUAUAUAUUUCUGACCGGUGAUGAUGGAGGCUGGCGUCGCGUGGAGUGCAUUUCUACGGUGGGCGGCGCGCGUCCGUGGCCGCGCGCCGUGCGUUUGUAAUAAAGCGACGCCGUGUUUACAGCUCAGCCGCGCUCGCCGCCGCCGCCGUGUCCUGACUCCCGCCUCAAGAACACCGACGGGAAGCCACCUUCAGCACGACUCUACUAUCAGUAGUAGCAAUAACAAUGUCGCCUUGUAA
Messenger RNA from Petromyzon marinus (sea lamprey), 5393 nucleotides. The record is from RefSeq and is a predicted model, not a curated record. NCBI's taxonomy places the organism in Eukaryota, Metazoa, Chordata, Hyperoartia, Petromyzontiformes, Petromyzontidae.